This is a messenger RNA of Phytophthora sojae, 1097 nucleotides long. RefSeq names its product elicitin (gene SOJ3A). The transcript has a single exon. Lineage: Eukaryota; Oomycota; Peronosporomycetes; Peronosporales; Peronosporaceae. Gene Ontology annotation, cellular component: extracellular region. The record is from RefSeq and is a predicted model, not a curated record. The coding region runs from base 442 to 1017 and encodes 191 amino acids.
GGUAGUCGCAUGGAGAAAGCGACUGCUGGCAACUCAGCUUCCAACUCAACUCGUACAGGGCGAGGCUCGGCGACGAUGGCGGCUGGCCCACUUAAACAAGUGCUUCAUUAAGCUCCACCGUCAGCGCUAGGAGCAGCCCAGCCGCCGACUGCCUCGGUAUCUCAGGAUUCACUGUUCUCGCCCUAUCUCCACCGUGCAUCCCUUUCGCCGAAGGCCAGCCUUCUGCUCUCCUCUGGGCUCUACAGCUCCAGCUCGACCGAACACCGCGAUGGAGCUGGUCAUCGAGCAGCAAAGAGCUGCUGGGCACCAACUCUCCUUCGGACAGAGCGCAGUCGGCGGACACCGGCGGCUGCGGCAAGACCUCGCUCCGAACCAUGUCGAGCGCGUUGCUUCAGCUCACUCUGCAAUUCGCUCUGCUCUCCACACCCACCUAACAGCACCAUGAACGCCAAGACCGUUGCCGCCGCCGCCUUCGUUGGCUCCGUCGCCGCCGACACGUGCUCGUCCUCGCAGCAGACCUCCGCCUACACGACGCUGGCCAGCCUGCUGACGCUCGACUCGUUCCAGGGCUGUGUCGACGACUCCGGCUACAGCCUCCUGUACUCCACGUCGCUGCCCACGGACGCCGAGUACGUCGAGAUGUGUGCGUCCAGCAACUGCCAGUCACUCAUCGAGUCCAUCAUUGCGCUGAGCGCUCCCGACUGCACGCUGACUGUGCCUACGAGCGGCCUGGAGGUGAACGUCUACGAGCUGGCGAACGGCUUCUCGGCCGAGUGCUCUUCUGUCUCGUCGACCACUUCGACCACGUCCACCGCCUCCAGCACGAGCACGGAAUCGACGACGACGGCCCCCACAGCCACGACGGCCGCGACCACGACGACUGCUGCCACGUCGACGGCCUCCAGCUCGGACAGCACCACGACCGCCACGACGGCCCCCACGGCUACGACUGCUGCGUCCUCCAACUCGACGACGACCACGACGACCACCAUCACGUCGACUGCCACCGCCUGCUAAGAGGGUGCUGGGGUCAGUUCAUUCUUCUAGACACCUGUAGCGUUGCGAAGAAUACGGCUAAUGAAAUGCCUUCAUUUUUG